Vanrija pseudolonga is the source of this 552-nucleotide messenger RNA. RefSeq lists its product as uncharacterized. Lineage: Eukaryota; Fungi; Basidiomycota; Tremellomycetes; Trichosporonales; Trichosporonaceae. The record is from RefSeq and is a predicted model, not a curated record. The transcript has 3 exons. Bases 1 to 552 code for a protein of 183 amino acids.
AUGAACGCCGGCCCCUCGGUCGGGCGCUUCCCAAACGCGCACCCCGACUCGCCCCUCCGGCCAGCAUACGCGGCCGACUACAUUGCCCACCUGCGCCGCAUGAUCGACCUGCACGACCUCGGCCGCCUAGACAUCAUGGACUACGACGAGGGCGACCACCUGUGCAGCCUGCUCGAGUCGCUGGACAUCAGCCCCGACGUGCUCAAGGCCGGCGAGGAGGCGCGCCGGGGCGACGCGCGGCGCGCAUACCUCAAGGCACAGUACAAGGCGCAUGCGUACCCCGGCAAGCACAUGGCGGAGGAGGAUGCCGGCGACCCAGAAGACUCGGAGGAGGAACUGGGCUUCGACAUGAUUGAGGAGCGCAUCCUCGCCAGGCACAUUGCGCGGUAUAGCGAGCUGCAGGAGAAGAAGAGGGCUGCGGCUCGCGCUCGUGCUGAAGACGGGUUCAUCAACAAGUCGGCUGCCGCCAACCACACCGCCGCCGAGGUACCUCCUCCUACUCCAGCGCGGCGCAAGAACUUCUUCAAGCGCCUGCUCGACAAGCUCAAGUGA